Dioscorea cayenensis subsp. rotundata (Guinea yam) is the source of this 2336-nucleotide messenger RNA. Its product is annotated as disease resistance protein RFL1-like. Gene Ontology annotation, molecular function: ADP binding; ATP hydrolysis activity. NCBI's taxonomy places the organism in Eukaryota, Viridiplantae, Streptophyta, Magnoliopsida, Dioscoreales, Dioscoreaceae. The transcript has 4 exons. Bases 168 to 2336 code for a protein of 722 amino acids. The record is from RefSeq and is a predicted model, not a curated record.
AGCACAAGCAAAUUGUUGGCUGAUGUGGAGAAUGAAUUGGAAGAUCUGAAAGCCAAGGUGAAUUGUGUCCUCCACACUCAGGAAGAGGCCAAUAGGGACUAGAAAACCAACUCACACCUCCAGUUCAAAGAUGGCUUGACAAGGCACACCUCGGUGAGAAAUAUAAUAUGAUGAUUCAAUUGAAGGAUGACUACAACAACAGAGGUUGUCUUGUUGGAAGUUGUUCCCUCAAUUGUUGGGCCAAGUACAAGAUUAGCCAAAGAUCAAUCAAGUUAAUCAAAGAGAUCAAGAACUUGAAGACGGAAUAUGAUGCUUUCAAAGAAAAAACAGAGGCACAACCUCCAAGAGCAAUUAGGGAGAUCCCAACUUCAUCAAUUGCUGUGGGCAAGAUUAUCAAGUUAAAUCUUGAGAAAGUUCAUGGUUACUUGGCAGAUGACAAUGUAUCAAUGGUGGGGAUUUGGGGCAUGGGAGGGGUCGGAAAGACAACUCUCUUGAAUGAAAUCAAUAACUCAUUACAAGGUGGUGGUGCCAACAUGGGGUUCAAGCAUGUCAUUUAUCUGGUGGUUUCAAAAGAACCUCAAUUUGAGAAGCUUCAAAAGGAGAUAUCUAAAAGGUUGGGAUUGCCCUCUAACUCUGAGAAGAGUGACAUAUUUGAGUUUUUGAAGAACAAGGACUUUUUGAUGCUAUUAGAUGAUAUGUGGAAGGCAGUGGACCUUCCUGAAACCCUUGGUAUUCCACUUCCUCACCAUCAAAGCCAAAGCUGGGAAGAUAGAGGUCAAAGGUGCAAGCACAAGGUGAUCUUCACAACCAGAGAAGAUGAUGUGUGUGCUCGUAUGAAAGCUGACAAGAAGAUCAAAGUUGAAUGUUUGGAUGGAGAAGAAGCAUGGCAUCUUUUCAAGCAACACGCAAAUGAAGAGACCAUCAAUUCCAAUGCUGGUAUUAAAAAAAUUGCAAUGAAAGUUAUGGAGAAGUGCUUAGGCUUACCACUUGCCCUUAAAGUUAUUGGUGGAGCCAUGUCGAAUAAGAAGAAACCUGAAGAGUGGCGUGACAUGCUCAGGUCAUUAGUUAACUUGGACGUCAAGACAGUCACAGAUAUUGAAGAAUCAUUGUUUUGCACUUUGAAGCUCAGUUAUGAUAAUUUGGCAGAUGAUACUCUACGACAAUGUUUUUUAUGUUGUGCUCAAUGGCCUGAAGAUUCAUUCAUUCGAACGGUUGAUCUCAUAGAGUAUUGGAUUGGAAUUGGAUUGAUUGAUGACUUUAGAAACAUUGGAGAAUCUUUUGACAAGGGAUAUAAUCUCAUUGGAAACUUAAAUGCAGCAUGCUUGUUGGAAUUGGAGUCUAGAUCUGAUGAUGAUUAUGUCAAAUUACAUGAUGUGAUUCGUGAUAUGGCACUAUGGAUUGUCUCUGAGUAUGGGAAGAAAAAGAACAAAUGGAGUAUAUGUACAAAUGAUGAUGAUGAUCUAAGUCAAUCUUUGGUGUGGAAAGCAAAAAUAGAUGAUUUGAGUUUAUUGAAGAGAAGAGUUAAAGCGAUUGGUAUGCAUGUGACCUCAGUCAAGACUCUUGGGCUUCUCAAAGAUUUGCCAACCUGGAAUUUAAGUAUGCAAGGAAUGCAUCAUAUGCCUAAACUCCAUUUUUGUGACUUGAGUAACAAACAUGGUGGUGAGGGUUUGAUGCAGUUAAUAAUUCAAGAUUGUGACUUUAAGGAGUUGUUGAUAAAUGGCAGUAGGACGCUUAGGUUUUUCCGGCCACCACCCUCGGUCGUCGUCGUCGUCACUAGCUCUCUCUCUUUCUCUUGUCUCAUCCAUUUCUUCUUCAGCACCUCAUUCCGUGCUCUCUUCUUCACCACCGGCAGCCCCGUCACCGGUAAACCCGUCACCGACAUGCUUCUUCUUCAUCACCGGCAGACCCAUCACCGGCAAGCUUCUUCUUCAUCACCGGCAGCCCCGUCACCGGCAAGCUUCUUCAUCACCGGCCCCUCAUUUCCCAAAAAAAAAGGGCCGCCCACCAUCCUCUUGCAAGUCAUCGACGUCGGCCACUUCAUCUCCGUUGCCAUCAACCCUCUCUCCACUCUUCCCUUGGAAUCAAACUUUUACAUUUUCCAAAACUUCUCAUUCAAAAAAACUGGUUCAAAGUCAUCCUCGACACUGCUUGUAAACUCGUUGGUAAAUCAGAGACUGAGAUUGCAUGCCACCCAAAUUUUUUCUCAAAACUCAGGCUUCUUCCCGGAAUCAAGGUUCUCUGCUUUUUUUUUUUCAAAACACAAAAAUCUAGAAGAGCAUAUUUCCAAACAACAAGAAGACAGACAAGCAUCCUUCUCAUUCCAACACAAAGAUUGA